AUGGAGACAGCAGCGGCCACGGCUCCGGGCCCCGGCUGGGCGACUGAGGGGGAGCGGCGGCGGCGGCGCUGCUCGCGCCGAGACCGAGACCGGGAGCAGCGGCGCCGUCGAGGUCCCGGCGGCGAUGCGCCCCGGGCCCUUUUGGCCGCCCCGCGCGGCUCCUCUUCCUCGUCGUCGCCGCCGCCUCCUGCCAGGCCCUGGUCGUCAGCUUCGUCUGGAGAGCGGCCCGGAGGCCCGAGACGGCGGCGGCCCCGUCCCAGGCCUCGGCCCCCGCGACCCAGAACUCGGAAGCGGCCUGCUGGCUCGGGCAGCCGCGGGGAGGAGGAGGAUGAGGAGGAGGGGGGCGCAGACGAUAGGGAGGCCGAGGAGGAGCCUGAGGAGGAAGAAGAGGAGGAAGACUUGAUCGAUGGCUUUGCCAUCGCCAGCUUCGCCAGCCUCGAGGCCUUGCAGAAGGAUGCAUCUCUAGAGCCCCCAGAGCGACUUGAACAUCGGCUGAAGCAUUCUGGGAAGCGGAAGAGGGGGGGCUCCAGUGGUGCCACUGGGGAGCCAGGGGACAGCUCUGAUCGGGAGCCUGGACGACCCUCUGGAGAUCGGGCUCGAAAAUGGCCCAAUAAGCGGAGAAGGAAAGAGGCCUCCUCCCAUCAUUCUCUGGAAGCUGGAUACAUAUGUGAUGCCGAAAGUGAUCUGGAUGAGAAGGUCUCCGAUGAUGACCUCGACCCAUCUUUUACUGUGUCAACCAGCAGAGCCUCUGGCCCCCACGGCGUCUUCAAUGGGAACUGUGAAGCAAAACUCUCUGUAGUCCCUAAAGUGUCGGGCCUGGAGCGGAGCCAGGAACAGCCCCCUGGGCCCGACCCGCUGCUAGUGCCUUUUCCCCCGAAAGAACCACCACCUCCACUGGCCCCUCGGCCUCCUGUCUCGCCCCCUGCACCCCUACCGACUGCCCCCAGUCUGCCACCCCCACCCCAGCCCCAGCUGCAGCUUCGGGUCUCGCCCUUUGGGCUCCGCACUUCUCCUUAUGGCAGCAGUCUGGACCUCAGCACUGGCAGCUCUUCACGGCCGCCCCUCAAGGUCCCGGCCCCUCCCGUGGCUCAGCCUACACCCUCAUCAUCCUCUUCAUCCUCUUCCUCUUCAUCUGCCUCCUCCUCGUCCGCGCAGCUUACCCACCGGCCCCCGACGCCCUCACUGCCCCUGCCUUUGUCCACCCAUGGCUUUCCCCACCCUGGGCUGCGGCCUCCCCCACCACCCCACCACCCCUCCUUGUUCUCCCCUGGCCCCACCCUGCCCCCACCCCCACCCUUGCUGCAGGUGCCAGGGCACCCUGGGGCCUCAGCCACUAACGCCCUUUCUGAGCAGGACCUGAUCGGCCAGGACCUGAACUCUCGCUACCUGAAUGCCCAGGGUGGCCCUGAGGUGGUGGGGGCAGGGGGCUCAGCCCGGCCCCUGGCCUUCCAGUUCCACCAGCACAACCACCAGCACCAGCACACCCACCAGCACACCCACCAGCACUUCACCCCUUAUCCCCCGGGCCUGCUGCCACCUCAUGGCCCCCACAUGUUUGAGAAAUACCCAGGAAAGAUGGAAGGCCUCUUCCGGCAUAAUCCGUACACGGCCUUCCCUCCCGCAGUGCCCGGCCUACCUCCGGGCCUCCCGCCGGCUGUCUCCUUUGGCUCCCUGCAGGGGGCCUUCCAGCCCAAGAGCACAAACCCAGAGCUGCCACCACGACUGGGGCCAGUGCCGAGCGGGCUUCCUCAAAAGGGGACACAGAUCCCUGACCAUUUCCGGCCAUCUUUGAGGAAACCAGGGAAGUGGUGUGCCAUGCAUGUGCGUGUGGCUUACAUGAUCCUGAGACACCAGGAAAAGAUGAAGGGCGACUCCCACAAGCUUGACUUUCGGAACGACCUCCUGCCCUGCCUUCCGGGGCCCUAUGGGGCCCUGCCCCCUGGGCAGGAGCUCUCCCACCCGGCCACCUCCCUCUUCACUGCAACUGGUGCCGUCCACGCUGCAACCAACCCUUUCACGGCAGCUCCCGGGGCCCAUGGGCCCUUUCUGAGUCCCAGCACCCACAUUGAUCCCUUUGGGCGUCCCACAAGCUUCGCCUCCUUGGCUGCCCUCUCCAACGGGGCCUUUGGAGGCCUGGGCAGCCCCACCUUCAACUCCAGCACCGUCUUUGCCCAGAAAGAAAGUCCAGGGGCCCCACCAGCCUUCGCCUCCCCGCCAGACCCAUGGGGACGUCUGCACCGCAGUCCUCUGGCCUUUCCUGCCUGGGUCCGGCCCCCUGAGGCCUCCCGGACACCAGGCUCAGACAAGGAGCGGCCUGUGGAGCGGAGGGAGCCCUCUAUCACCAAGGAGGAAAAAGACAGGGAUCUCCCCUUCUCAAGGCCCCAGCUUCGAGUUUCUCCUGCAACUCCCAAGGCCCGAGCUGGUGAGGAGGGUGCCAGGCCAGCCAAGGAAUCAGUGCGGGUAAAGGAAGAGCGGAAGGAGGAGGCUGCCGCCGCCGCCGCCGCUGCCGCCGCCGCUGCCGCCGCCGCCGCUGCAGCCACCGCUGCCAGCGGGCCUCAGGGCCUUCACCUGCUGUUUGAGAGGCCUCGGCCACCCCCCUUCCUGGGCCCUAGUCCUCCAGAGCGCUGCGCUGGCUUCCUGGAGCCAACUUGGUUGGCAGGGCCCCCUCGCCUUGCUAGGCCACCCCGCUUCUAUGAGGCGGGUGAGGAGCUGACUGGACCGGGGGCAGUGGCUGCUGCCCGCCUCUAUGGUCUAGAGCCUACCCACCCCCUGCUAUACAGCCGCUUGGCUCCUCCACCGCCACCUACUGUGGCCCCAGGCACCUCUCACCUUCUCAGCAAGACCCCACCAGGAGCCCUUUUGGGGGCACCACCUCCACUUGUGCCCGCUCCCCGGCCUGGUUCCCCACCUAGGGCCCCUGGCCCAGCCCGGGCUGACAGGUGAGGGAAGGGCAAAGGCAGGGGCAAAGCUCCAUCCCCUUUCCUUUUGACAAGGUUCUAGAGCUGAGGUUUCAAGCCAGGGCUGGAGGGCAAAGGUAAUGACCUCACUAGCCAACUCUGAGGUCAUAGAACCUGGGAGCAGAAGCCCCAACCCCUGCAAGAUCAAGCAUCAGAUGGAUCUUGGGGUCACUGGAGGGCAGAGGUCACAAGCCUCUAGAGAGGAUGUGUGUGUGUGUGUGUGUGUGUGUGUGUGUGUGUGUGUGUGCGCGCACGCGCAUGUGUGUGUUGUGUCUGUGUGUACAUGAGGGGGGGGUCAUUUCAGAGGUCAUAGCUCAUGAUCUCCUGAGGUGCACCAUUACCUUCUCUGAGGGCCCCUAGGCCCUUGGCCCACCUCCCCAAGGGCUCACUAAGCCAGAGGCCAAAGUGCCCCACCUCCCCUUCACCUACCACCCAAGUCCUCAUUGCCCUCAGGGCUGGGGGAGGAGGGGCUAAAGGAAGGGGGGUUCCAUGUACAUAUUUAUCUCCCCUUCCACAUAGCCCCCAGGACCUUUUGUAUUUUUACAGGGGUACCCCUCCCAAUAAUUCCUUUUCCUGGUUAAUUAAAUCCUCAGACUGGUGCUGUGUUCCUAGCCUCUGGCCUCUCUCUGGGGGUAAAGGGGAUUGCAGGGGAAAGAGCUGGAGGGGACAGUCAGGAACCCAGGGUUUAUCCAUGGGAAUACAGGGUCCAGCAGGAGGCAGACUAACAGGGGAAGGGCCCUGGGUACCUAGGUUGGACAGAAGGGCAAAUGUUUCCUGCUUGUCUGACAGCCCAGGUUUCCCUGACUUGUUCCUGUUACUUCUGUGUACUCCAUCCCCAAAAGGCUCAACCUCUAAGCUCCAGACUCGACUUCUUAGUGAUUCAGUACCCCCACUCCAUUUCCAAGUGCCCCCAGGACUCCUGGGCCCUGCUCUCCAGAACCCUGUUCCCCAGACCCCAGCCCUAGGCUAAGGGGGGGACCAGAAAAGGUCAUCAUGUACUACACACCAAAGAAGGGGGUCGGCCCAGGGGUGGGCUACAUAGGCAGCACCUCUUGGCAGCAGCCCCAGCCUUCCCAAAGCAGCAGGCGCCCCCAGGCUGGGGGCCCAGCCUAGAAGGCAAGGGUCAAUUUAACAAAAAACAUCGACUUUUUUCCCUGGUGGGGCUUAUUCUGUAACAUGACUUGCAGAUAUUUAUAUAAAAAUGAGUGUUACAAUGAG
Manis javanica (Malayan pangolin) is the source of this 4175-nucleotide messenger RNA. RefSeq names its product fibrosin (gene FBRS). NCBI's taxonomy places the organism in Eukaryota, Metazoa, Chordata, Mammalia, Pholidota, Manidae. The record is from RefSeq and is a predicted model, not a curated record.